This is a messenger RNA of Manis pentadactyla (Chinese pangolin), 2739 nucleotides long. RefSeq names its product KDEL endoplasmic reticulum protein retention receptor 2 (gene KDELR2). Gene Ontology annotation, molecular function: ER lumen protein retrieval receptor activity. The transcript is spliced from 5 exons. Gene Ontology annotation, biological process: protein retention in ER lumen; endoplasmic reticulum to Golgi vesicle-mediated transport. The record is from RefSeq and is a predicted model, not a curated record. Lineage: Eukaryota; Metazoa; Chordata; Mammalia; Pholidota; Manidae. The coding region runs from base 107 to 745 and encodes 212 amino acids. Gene Ontology annotation, cellular component: membrane; cis-Golgi network; endoplasmic reticulum.
GGCCACGUCGCGCCCGCUUCUCGCCAUCUUCGCCGCUUCCUCUCAGGGGCCGCCGCCGCCUCCUGAGCCGCUGAGCCACGGGGCUGCCGCGCCGACCGCCGCCACCAUGAACAUCUUCCGGCUGACUGGGGACCUGUCCCACCUGGCGGCCAUCGUCAUCCUGCUGCUGAAGAUCUGGAAGACGCGAUCCUGCGCGGGUAUUUCUGGAAAAAGCCAGCUACUCUUUGCACUGGUCUUCACAACUCGUUACCUGGAUCUUUUUACUUCAUUUAUUUCAUUAUACAAUACAUCUAUGAAGCUCAUCUACAUUGCUUGUUCCUAUGCCACGGUGUACCUGAUCUACAUGAAAUUUAAGGCAACCUAUGAUGGAAAUCAUGAUACCUUCCGAGUGGAAUUUCUGGUGGUCCCUGUAGGAGGCCUCUCGUUUCUCGUCAAUCAUGAUUUCUCUCCUCUUGAGAUCUUGUGGACCUUCUCCAUCUACCUUGAAUCAGUGGCCAUCCUCCCUCAGCUCUUUAUGAUCAGUAAGACGGGAGAGGCAGAGACCAUCACCACCCACUACCUGUUCUUCCUGGGCCUCUACCGGGCUUUGUACCUUGUCAACUGGGUCUGGCGCUUCUAUUUUGAAGGCUUUUUUGACCUCAUUGCUGUGGUGGCUGGCGUUGUCCAGACCAUUCUAUACUGCGACUUCUUCUACCUGUACAUCACAAAAGUACUCAAGGGAAAGAAGCUCAGCCUGCCAGCGUAAGUGCCAAAGACCAGCAUCUGUCCCUCAGGGUGCUUGGACAGAAUUCUUACCACAGCAAAGGCACAAGAUGCUUGAUAUGGAAAAUCAGAAACUUCACUCUUUUGUUGCAGAUAGUCAUCGUGGCUCUGUAAGAACCCAGAGGAAAAGAACUGGAAGGUUUCUGUUUAAUGCAUCUUGCCUUAUCUUUUUUUAUUACUAUGUACAAAGAUUUUUUUACAUGAAGAAACUUAAUGCUGUAUUAAUAAAUUCAGUGUGUAGCUUCAAUUGGGGUAGUUCCAAAAGUGAAGUUUUUGUGAGGAAUAAGUGCAAACUUUUUUUUAAUUCUUUGAAAUUGUUGAUUCUUUGUGUCUACAAUGAAAUUGUACUCCUUGACAGUUGGUAGAUUAUAUACUCUUCCAUCUAUCAAACUUGCAUUCCACUAUAUUUAUUUUUUGCCAAAAGAUGGGUUAUAUUUGUUUGAAAUCUGAGACACUAUGUUCAGUUUGGUCUGUCUGUUCAAAUUACUUCCUACCUGAUAUGGAAACCCUUCAGGCAUCACAACACUACAUUUAAGGCUGGUAAGGAUGACUUACAAGUCUUAAGGUUUCAUUACCAAAAUGUUAAGAUUCUGAAUGUAGAUGGAGUCUCAUUUAAGAGUCACCAAAGGUGUCUGCCCUCCUCCCCUGCUAAGAAGCGUCAGUUUGAGACGUCCCAAGGGUGUUGAAGGGGCUCUGGGCUACUUGCUAUCUGAGUAUGAGAUGUGAGGAAGAUUAAUUAUUAUGUUGGAUCUGGGACUCGACUCUGAGGAUAGAGCACAGUAGUUACCUAUCACUUUAAUUUACAAUUUCAGAAGAUUGCCCAUGCUCAAAUUCAAACUUUUUCAUACCACUUUUGGGUGGUAAAAUGGUUUCCUUUUUUUUAAUUGGCAACACCACCAAUUGCCAUUCUUAUACUCUCACAUUUUUUGUUUUUUGGGUUGUUUUGGUUCUGUUUUUAUUGAUCUCUUGCAUGAUUUAUCUUGUUUUGCCAUCCUAAAUAAACAUUAAGUACAGAAUAAACUUUUUUUAAUGAGUCAGGCUUUUGAAACAUCCUAUGUCAGGAUGGUUUUUUGUUGUCAGUUGGCAACAAAAGCUCUGUGUAGGGCUGCAAACAUUUGUUGUCCACUUAAUAAUCUAAAACUGUCUGUAUUUUGUGGGGGAAUUGGAAUUUUUCCUUCUGAUUUUGCCAUUAUAUUCAUUUGCUGCAUUUUUUUUGAUUUAUGCAAAAGCAUGACUUUUUUAUGUGAUGCACCAUAAAUGUUAAAGUGUUGAAUACUAACAGUGCUUACUACAAAGCGGAUGUGGUAUUUCUGCUUUCUACAUUGAAAUAUCUUGUGGAGGAAGGGAGCUGGGUGGGUUUUAUUUUUAUCUAGUGUGUCUUAACAUCUUCCUAAAUUGGCAGUGUAACUGCAUAGUUUAAAAUCCUAUCUUUAUCUCUCAUUUUGCUUCCCCCCACCCUUGCCUCAUGUUUUUGCUUUUGUGUAUCAGAGUAUCUUUCUUUCCAGCAUUCUAGUCUUGCCUUUGGUUUCUGUUUUACCCUCCUUGAAACAUUAUGAGAGUGUGGAGGAAGGGUGGGAAAUCCCAUCAUAAGUGGAGCAGACUUCUUGCUGCCCGCACUUGGGGUGGGGGUGGGGCUCACAACUCUUUUUGUGCAUGUACAUCAAAUACAAGCGGGGACCAUUCAUUGGAGAGCACAAUGCAUAGAACAAGGAUCUUGGACCAGCAUGCCACCUGAUGUGUAAAGUAUCAAUGCCUUUUUAGUCAUUCUGCCCAUGAAAAAAUAAAAUUGGCUAAGAUGUUAACCAUUUUGCAGCCAACUAGGAUGACAUCUUAAAUGAAUAGGGUGCCUGAGUGGGAUUGCGGUACUGGGGCAGUGUCUUCGCACAUGCUGGAAACAAAGACCUUGUAUGAUGCGCCUUAUGAAGCACUGUUUCAGAGUUCCUUUCACUUCCUGAAUAAAGGUUAUCAGGUAAUUAA